UAUUUUUUUUAGGUUUUCUCAUUUUUAUUUCAUCAGUACUGUUAUUCAAAUCGCGAGUAGAAUAGCAGUACGAGAUAAAUAAAUUUUAAAAUGUGUAGCAAUAAUAUAGUGAACUCUACACUAAACAUCACAACAGUAAAAGUGUACAAAUAUAGAUGGAUAAUACUUUUAAUAUUUUGCUUCUAUUCUUCCAUAAAUUUCUUGCAGUUUGCGCAAUAUUCAAUUAUUUCUAACAUCACAAUCAAGUAUUACAAUGUAGAGGACAUAUUUGUGGAUCUCACAGGUCUGUUCUUUAUGUUUGCCUUUAUAUUAAUAUCUCUUCCAGCCAAUCAACUUAUAGAAAAAUACAAUUUGAGAAACACAGCCUUAUUAUCUAGCGGCUUAACAACUUUAGGAAACCUUAUUAAAUUACUGUCAGUUUCUCCGGACCGAUUUUAUGUCGUUUUAAUUGGUCAAGCCCUCUGUGCCAUUGCCCAAGUUUUCAUGACGUGUAUUCCAUCAAAAUUAGCAUCGACAUGGUUUGGCCCAGAUGAAGUGUCCACAGCUUGUGCUAUUGCAAUUUUUGGAUAUCACAUUGGACUUGCGAUCGGUUUUUUCAUGCCUUCAAGUUUGGUCAGGAAUAGCGAUAAUCUCGACGAAAUCGGCGAGGAUUUUAUGACACUACAAAUUAUCAACAGCUCUAUAACUGUAGCCAGUUUUAUUGCAGUUUUGUUAUUUUUCAGAGCUAGACCUCCACUGCCACCAAGUCAGUCCCAAGCCGCUAUUAUUGAUGCGGAAAAACCAUCCACUUUAACUAUUAUCAAGCAAAUGGUCAAGAAUAGAGAUUAUUUGUUCCUAAUAAUAGUGAUAGGAAGCUCGAAUGGACUGUAUUCGUCGUUUGGAAUUUUGUUUAACGGACUUUAUCUCAACUAUUUUCCUGGCUACGAGGUCGAAGUAGGGAUAAUUGCAGCGCUUGCAGUCGUCGCUGGUGGAUGUAUCGGUAGUGUAAUUUUUGGAUAUGUUUUAGACAAGUGGCACCACUUUAAACUCACCACUUUUUUUAUUGUAUUUUGUUCUGCAGUUGCAUUUAGUUUUGAGAUUGUUUCAAUGGAAGAAAAGGCCCAAUUGGCCACUUAUUUUACCAUACCGUUAUUUGGGUUUUUCAUUGGGAGCACAUUAGUCGUAGGUUUUGAAUUUGCAACCGAACUCAUGUAUCCCAUUCCUGAAGCCGCAUCUUGUGCCAUUUUAAACAUCUUUAUUUUUAUUUUUUCAGUGGCGUACACUCUAAUUUUUAGUGCUCUGUACGACUUGAUUGGAUAUACCGCAACAAAUAUUGUUAUAGUGAUCUUAUUAGUCUUAAGCUCAUUUAUUGUUUAUUUUAUUAGACCAACUUUGCGACGAAGAGAAGCAAACAUGAGUAAAUAAGUCAUGUUUAAAUGCAGCGUUUUUUCCAUUCAGUCCAAAUGUUUUCGUAAAAAUCUACACGGUUCUUCAGUUUCUCGAUGUGAAUGUUAAUUUUAUCCAACAUGUUUAAAUUCAUGUUCAUGAUUUGGAUUAAUAAAUAAAUCUGAAUUAAAAGUAGUAAGAUUAAAAUAAAGUUGUUUACACAU
Molecule: messenger RNA, 1589 nt
Organism: Tribolium madens (black flour beetle)
Lineage: Eukaryota; Metazoa; Arthropoda; Insecta; Coleoptera; Tenebrionidae
Exons: 7
Coding region: 91-1404 (437 amino acids)
Biological process (GO): heme export; transmembrane transport
Cellular component (GO): membrane
Molecular function (GO): heme binding; heme transmembrane transporter activity
Source: RefSeq, a predicted model, not a curated record